Cyphellophora attinorum is the source of this 4683-nucleotide messenger RNA. Its product is annotated as ATP-dependent DNA helicase hus2/rqh1. The transcript is spliced from 3 exons. Gene Ontology annotation, cellular component: chromosome; cytoplasm; RecQ family helicase-topoisomerase III complex. The record is from RefSeq and is a predicted model, not a curated record. Gene Ontology annotation, molecular function: ATP binding; four-way junction helicase activity; 3'-5' DNA helicase activity. Bases 1 to 4683 code for a protein of 1560 amino acids. Lineage: Eukaryota; Fungi; Ascomycota; Eurotiomycetes; Chaetothyriales; Cyphellophoraceae. Gene Ontology annotation, biological process: DNA replication; double-strand break repair via homologous recombination.
AUGACCCGUAACAAUCUCUCGGAGAAUCUGGAUUGGCUUCUUCAGCAUGAGCACUCCAUCAAUCGUCACCUUCAGCACACCGAAUUGCCAGUGCUCACGAGCUCGCCUGCGAUAGAGGAUGGCCAGCCGCAAGCCGCAGAUGACAUGGCAAGACUACAGAUCGGACCGCAAAGUACGAACCGACCCAGAUUACUGGCGCAAGAAGCACAGAAUAUAGGUCUUCCGACUCCGUCACCAUCGAGGACAAGAUCACCCCGACGAGCAUCGGUCUCCAGGCCCAAUGUCUCAUUGCCCGUAACACCACUGUUGGAGGUUGAAGCCCGUCUACGCAACUCGCCGCCGUCUGCGGCGCUUGAUCUGGUACCCGACUCCGACAUCAUCGACAUUGAUGAUAUAGACAGCGACGAGGCCUCGAAUGCACGGGCAGAUCAGCUCAAUACGUCAACGUUCGGCGACUGGGGGACUCCAAAGCGGCUUUGGGACGAACAAGCCGCGAAUUACGUGAGGCCGCCAUCGUCCCAAAAGAGCAAGAAGAGGAAGAGCGAGGAACAUGGACCCAACGAUUCCUCUAAGCGGCCAUCGUCUCGCAAGAAGCGGCGGUCGACGAGGACGCCGCCUCGCCAGAAUACAGACGACCUACAAGAUAGUAUACUUGAGGCAGAGGCGCAUUCGGACAGCUUUUUGGCUUCCAAGUCUCAGCAGUCUGUGCUGAAGAGAGCGAAGAAGUCCGAUGCUAGCUCCGAUAUCGAUUUCGACGACUUCAUGAGCGCAGACGAUGGCCCGACGCAAUGCCCACCUGCUGCAGUGUCCGAUGCAGACAAAGCCGAGUCGCCCAAAGUCAAAAGCGGUGCCUCGAAGCCUCCGCAACGGGCGUCUCGAGAGCCUACAUAUGAGCCUGCGGAACUUGAACCCUGGAACCAAGGCCCGCCAGCCCCUCCCGGGCCUACAGCUGCUGGCUCUGCGAAAGUGAGUGGUGGCGAAACGCCGCCAAUCGUUCCAACGGCAACCCAAGAAUCUUCUUCCCAACCACGCGUGAUAGAUUCUGCUAAGGUAUCUUUGACCGCAGAGGAGAAAGCGAUCGUAACUAAUUUUAUGCAUGUCGACUGCCGCCGUAUCAACGAUCUCAUAACGCGCUUGGAGGCUGCCUUCAAGGCAGCUAAUGCAGCACACACUCAUUACCUUUGUGAGGAAGGCCAGGUCUCUCCGAAGCUAAAAGAACGCAAGAAGCAGGCCGCGGGUCACCUGAAGGCUACGAAGAAAGUGCUCGCAGCUCGUGAAGAGCUGGCAAAGGUUAUGGCCGAGAGAGACGCUAAGAAGAAGGAGCUGAAUCGCCUGCUUGACGAAGGCCAUGACGAGGAUUCGGACGAUGAGGACGAUCCUCUGAACACUUUGCAAAAGACAAUCAUCAACAUGAAGCCAAGAGUCGACCAGAAGGAGCUCGAGGUCUUUCAGCAUCUUCAAGAUGCGGGUUUGUCGAGGCCCAGUGGGCAAGACCUGUUUGAAAGCCCACGCAAGGCGGCGAUCGAACCAUCGCCAGCCACGGUGGGCGUUCUUGUCGCUUCAACUCAGAAGCCACGAGGCCUUAGUCCGCCUAAGCUACGUGGCUCUCCAGCCAGAACGCCUGGGUAUGCAAGUCAGCAUGUAGUGCAGACUCCGAUGCCUUACGACCGGAACAAUUACCGAGAGCGAUCUCCGCAAGUCUUCCCAGCCGGGCCGACACGUGUGACACCGCCGAGAUACGCCGGAAGCGACUCGCAUCGUCCUCCCCCGCGACAGUACGAGACCAGUGGCUACACAAUGAAUAUGGGCAGUCCUCCGCCUCGCAGAGAUCAGGAUGAGAACCUUUUUGAAGAAGGAGACGACGAAGAUAUGCUCGAUGCCGCUGAUGCAUUCGAGCAAUCCUUCAAUGAAGCUGACUUGGAUCGCCCUCCGCUUGCUGAACUGAGCGACAAUGUCCAGCGGCACAAACACGUUUCAGCCAGCGCAUCUGCCGCCAAAGCUGUGAAAACGCCCGAGAAAACAUACACAUGGACGAAAGAUGUCUUCAGAGCUCUGCGAAAGCGCUUUCACCUGAAGGAGUUCAGAGAGAAUCAGCUCGAAGCCAUCAAUGCCACUCUAGCUGGCAAGGACGCUUUCGUGCUCAUGCCAACCGGCGGCGGGAAGUCUCUUUGUUACCAGUUGCCAUCCAUUAUCGAUUCUGGUAUGACUUCGGGCAUCACCGUUGUCGUGUCUCCGCUUCUGAGCUUGAUGCAAGACCAGGUGGACGCGAUGACUCGUUUGCGCAUACAGGCCCAGUGUUUCAAUGGCGAUAUUGGGCCAGAGCAGCGCCGCACGAUCUUGCAAAGCUUGAAAAGCUCCGAGCCAGAAAAGUUCGUGCAGCUGCUCUAUGUCACUCCGGAGAUGAUGUCGAAAAGUGUUGCCUUCAUGGAUACCCUGAAGCAGCUUCACAACAUUAAGAAGCUCGCCCGCAUAGUCAUCGAUGAGGCGCAUUGCGUGAGCCAGUGGGGACACGAUUUUCGACCGGACUACAAGGAGCUUGGCAAUGUUCGCAAGCAAUUCAGGGGCGUGCCUGUCAUGGCGCUGACGGCGACGGCCACAGAGACGGUCAAGGUCGACGUCAUGCAUGUCCUAGGUAUGGACAACUCCCAGAUCUUCACGCAGAGUUUCAAUCGGCCCAACUUGUGCUACUCGAUACUCAAGAAAACGAAGGGUACGAUUGUGAGCAGCAUUGCAGAGCAAAUCAAUCAGUCAUACCGCAGAAAGUCAGGGGUUAUCUAUUGUUUGUCAAGGAAGACCUGUGAAGACGUUGCCAAACAGCUUCGAGAGAAACAUGGCAUCAAUGCCGCACAUUACCAUGCAGGCAUGGACGCACCGGAUCGCAGGGAUGUCCAACAAAAAUGGCAGAGGAACGAGUUUCUUGUCAUUGUUGCCACAAUUGCCUUCGGAAUGGGUAUUGACAAGCCGGACGUGCGAUUUGUGAUACACCACAGUUUGCCUAAAACACUUGAAGGUUACUAUCAGGAGACUGGUCGAGCAGGACGCGAUGGCGAGCCCUCUGACUGCUUUCUAUACUAUGGUUAUGGCGAUACAGCUCAUCUACGACACAUGAUCAACGACUCGGACGGCGACUGGCAGAUCAAAGAGCGCCAACAUUACAUGCUCCGCUGCAUGGUCCAAUUCUGCGAGAAUCGAACGGAUUGCAGACGAAAGCUAGUCCUGGCAUAUUUCAACGAGCAUUUCAAGCCCGAGGACUGUGGGCAGACAUGUGACAACUGCAGUUCUAAUAGCGUGUUCGAAGAACGUGACCUCAGCAAGCACGCGCAGAACGUCAUAUCAAUGGUUCAACAACUUAAGGGAAGCAACGUGACGAUGACUCACUGCAUCGACAUUUAUCGUGGCGCUGGUGGGAAAAAGAUGACUGACACCCAGCACGAUGAUUUGGCACAGUUCGGCAUGGGAAAGGAUCUCCAGCGCGAGGACAUCGACCGUUUGUUCCACCGUCUCGCCUUAGACGAAGCUCUGGAGGAAUAUCAGUUCAAGAAUAAAGCUGGAUUCAAUCAGCAAUACGUCAAACUCGGCAGGCGGUAUCGAGACUUCCUUGAGGGCAGAGAGAGGCUGCAGAUGCAGUGUCGAGUCUCUCCAAGAGCAAAAGCCAAAGCAAAGGCGCCUGACAAGGCAGCUGCGAAAUCCAAGAAGAGAAACGCAGGCACAGGGGUCGCUGCAGCUACCGAUGAAUAUCCUGCGUCGACAAAUGUGUCCUCUCCGAUUCAAGCGCAUGCUUCGCGUCAGAUGAAUCGACGACGGCUCACUGUCGAAUCUGACUCUCCUAGCGACAGCGACUUUGCUCCCGUGCGAAAAGCUGGAGUUCCCAGAGCCGAUAAGAAGAAAGCUAUUGGGCCACCGAUUACGCUGGACGACAAUAUGGCUAGUCUGAGCGCAUCACAUCGUCAUGUACUGGAGGAUUUUGUCGAGAAGGGACGCAAGGCUGUCUCUCAGAUUGUCAUAAGGCAUUCUCUGAGCAGGAAACAGAUUUCCGAUACCAUGCUACGAGAAAUGGCGGAUACGAGGCAUGAGCCAGAUCUUUUCGAGUAUUUCGGCCCGACCUUACUAAAGCUUAUCGACGAGGCCCAGGCUACGCACUUGGCGAUCAUUGAUGCUCAAAGUGACGAGGAGGACGAUCACCCGAGUGGAUCAGGACGCCGUGGUGCGGUCGAGAUAAGUGACGACGAAGAUGACAUGAACGACUUCAUCGUAGCCGACGACGACUUCGAAGGAUCUGAUAUGGGCUCAGACAUGGGAGAAAGUAGUCAUUUCUUCGACGCCUCCACAGAGGUUGGGCGUUUCAACAGACAAAUGUCACAGCUGCAGACAUACGCAGCGCCAACUCAGGGGGCUGGCAUCGCUCCGACAAAAGCUAGUGAGCCAUACAGACCAGCUGGCAAGCGUGGCGCGUACCAACGGCGUUCAGGUGGUCGGUCAUUUGGCAAGUCGAAAGGUGCAGGCGGAGGCCGCAAGAAGGGUGCUGCGUCCACUACAAAGAGCAAGGCGACAACCAGCGGCUCGAGCAAAAUUACUUCUUACACAUCAACAUCAACAGGUGGUCGUAACAGCAAGGGCAGCAGCAGUGGUAGAGGAAGUGGCAGAGGAGGUGCUGCCAGUGCUAUAAGUAUGAUGCCGACCUAG